Messenger RNA from Coniophora puteana RWD-64-598 SS2, 653 nucleotides. RefSeq lists its product as uncharacterized. The transcript is spliced from 2 exons. Lineage: Eukaryota; Fungi; Basidiomycota; Agaricomycetes; Boletales; Coniophoraceae. Bases 322 to 495 code for a protein of 57 amino acids. The record is from RefSeq and is a predicted model, not a curated record.
GUAGACCCUGAAUCGCUCGACUUCCAGUGGCAACCGUUCAUUAGACAUGAGACAUACUUGAAGGCUUUGGGCGAUCGUUCAAGACUCGAUCUCUACCAAGAUAUAUCUACUGGAGACGUAAUCGGAUCUGGCACAUCGCCAUUGGAACAAGAUACGCGCACAUUCACAUACUCGCAAUCUCCAGGUCAAAGCUAUAUCUCGGUCUCAGAUGAGAUAACGCGUCAAACAGGUAUCGAAAGAUAUACUUGCAGAGAAUCGCUGCACCCCAGUCCUUCGCUAGAUUCGCCCUUUCAGCAGCAGCGGCAGGAAAGUCUUUACGACAUGUUCUCGCCGAAGGCCACGUUUGCGCCAACUACUGGAAUAUAUCUAUCCCCUUUACAGGGUGCGCCUGUGAGCUCAGACGACGACAGCAUCGAUGUGGGCCGUCAAUCGCAGCUCUCUCCUGGCUAUAUGCUACGACUAAGGCGCCAACCAGAACAUUCCCUCGCCUUGUGACACUAUGUCGUAGGCCCGGAUAACUUUGAAGAGCUCGGUUAAGAAAUGCUUCUUGGUAUGAACGAGGAGGCAUCAGAAGGGUGACAAUUCGUGGUAUCAUGAAGGUCGUGCGUCGUGCGUAAGUCAGUGUGUUCUUCUCCCAGCGCAUGAGAGGAAGG